GAGAGGGCGACUUCCUAAAGAUGGCCCUCCCCUCGCCGGUGAUAGGCUCCCCAGAAUAGCAACAGGCCCGUGUCACUGGCAAGGGCAAAGCCUUCUGAACUAGCAGCAAAAGUUGCUCACGGAUCGGUGGGACCUGAAGUUUGGGGGGCGCCUGCCGGGCUGGCAUGGGCCCCCUCCUCGGUGCCCUUGGGGUUGGCAGGGGAUGGGUUCCCGUCUGAAGGGCACCGGUGCAGCUCCUCUCGCCAUGGUACCUGCCCCAAAGUCAGAGGACCCCGGCCGGCUCUGCCCCAAAACCCCAGAGGCCCCGACGGAUGGCAACCACCGCAGCUGCCCCUCUCCAUCCCGGGAGGCCGGAGGUUGCGGCAUGUUUACUUUCCUUUCAUCCAUUACUGCUGCUGUCAGUGGACUGCUGGUGGGUUAUGAACUAGGACUCAUCUCUGGGGCUCUUCUGCAAUUAAGUGGACUAUUGGCCCUCUCCUGCCAGGAGCAGGAAAUGGUGGUGAGCUCCCUACUCAUCGGAGCCCUACUAGCAUCCCUUAGUGGAGGAUUCCUGAUAGACAGAUACGGAAGAAGAACUGCUAUUAUCUUGUCAUCUUGCUUACUGGUGCUGGGGAGUACAGUUUUGAUACUCAGUAUCUCCUACACAGUUCUCAUUGUGGGCCGGAUUGCUAUAGGGGUGUCGAUAUCGCUCUCUUCGAUCGCCACGUGUGUCUACAUUGCCGAGAUUGCUCCCGCGCAUAGAAGAGGCCUCCUGGUGUCCUUGAAUGAAUUGAUGAUUGUGAUCGGCAUCCUUCUUGCCUACAUUUCAAAUUACGCAUUUGCCAAUGUUGCCCACGGUUGGAAGUACAUGUUUGGUCUUGUGGUUCCGCUAGGAGUUUUGCAAGCCAUCGCUAUGUAUUUCCUUCCCCCAAGCCCUCGGUUUCUGGUGAUGAAAGGUCACGAUGAAGCUGCCAGCAAGGUGCUUGGGAAGCUGAGGGCAGUCUCCGACACUACCGAAGAACUCACGGCGAUCAAGUCUUCCCUGAAGGACGAGCAUCAGUAUAGUUUCUGGGAUCUCUUUCGUCCCAAGGACAACAUGAGGACCCGGAUGCUGAUAGGCCUGGUGUUGGUGUUUUUUGUGCAAAUCACCGGCCAGCCAAACAUCUUGUUCUACGCAUCCACGGUAUUGAAAUCGGUCGGAUUUCAGAGCAACGAGGCAGCCAGCUUGGCCUCCACGGGAGUGGGGGUGGUCAAAGUCAUCAGUACCAUCCCAGCAACCCUCUUCGUGGACCAGGUUGGGAGCAAAACCUUCUUGUGCGUCGGCUCUUCGUUGAUGGCCGCAUCCUUGGUGACCAUGGGCCUUGUGAACCUCAACAUCCACGUGAACUUCACUAAUAUCUGCACCAGUCACCGUCCUCUCAACCAAUCUCUGGAAGAUUCUGCCUUUUAUAGGCAGGGGAACCUGUCAGCUAGUAACGACAGCCUCAGGGAGCAGGUGGUGAGAUUGGCUUUCUUCAGGAAGACUUUCCCUAAGCCUCUGAGGAAUGACAUCUCUGACACUGAAGGACUGAACUGGGCAGUUUUGCAAAAUGCUCGAGUCUCUGGAAGAAGCCAAACGGAACAUCACGUGGGAACGGAUAGAGGAGAGGUCCCGCCUGUUCUGAAGUGGUUGUCUUUGGCCAGUUUACUGGUUUAUGUUGCUGCUUUUUCCAUAGGUCUUGGACCAAUGUCCUGGCUGGUGCUCAGUGAGAUUUUUCCUGGUGGGAUUAGAGGACGAGCAAUGGCUUUAACUUCCAGUAUGAACUGGAGCAUCAAUCUCCUUGUCUCAUUGACGUUUUUGACCAUUACUGAUCUCAUCGGCUUGCCGUGGGUGUGUUUCAUUUACACAAUAAUGAGCCUAGCAUCUCUGGUUUUUGUGGUUGUGUUUAUACCCGAGACAAAAGGAUAUUCCCUGGAGCAGAUAUCAAUGGAACUAGCUAAAGCGGAUUAUGUGAAAAACAACAUUUGCUUUAUGAGUCAUCGAAGAGGGAAGUUAGUGCCAACCGAGCUUCAAAAGAGCCACCAAGACCAGUUUUUAGAGUGUAAAAGGCUGUGUGGAAGAGGAAGCCAAGGCAGUCUUCCCAAGAAACCCGAUGGCCCCAGUCUGGGAUGAUGAUGUGACACACGAACCCUCAGUACUGCCUCUUGUUCCACCACAUAUUUGAUAUACUCUUAGCUUCCUAUCAGAAGCAUGAAGCUAAUGGCCUUGGUAUUCUGUAUUUAUCAGGAAUGGUUUAAAAUGGUCCAUCCAUUCUCCUUGCUUCCUUCCCCCCUACCAAAAAAAACCCCAACAAACCCUACAAAAACCGCGAUUUCGAUUUUGCCAGGCUAGGUGAGGGGAUAAUGGAUCAGAGCCAAAUAACGAUGUCCCGCAAAUUGGAUUUCGACAGCCUUAGGAAGGAGGGAGUGGUUCACAUAGCAACCUGCAAAUGAAACUGGUGAUUUCUUGCCAUUCUGUGUGAGAGCGCAUAAAGACGUGGGUAAUAACCUUAUGGCACAAAUGCUGCAGUGAGGGCAGUCUGAAAACUACUUUCCACUUUUGCUCUUCUAACCCAAUAUGCAGUAAAGGAGAACAUUAUUGUUGAGAAAACCCAGAAUCCUCCCACUGUCUGUCUGGAACAGCAGCUCUCCUUUGAUGACCAGAGUUGGUUUUUACUUCCUCCUUUCUGGGCAGUUCAUUAAUGUGAGAUCCCUAAGUGCUACAUUUUAAAACUCAGAAACCAAUUUCUUGGGAAAUUCUAUUUAGAAACCAAAUAACUGUGUGCAACUCUGUGUGAGUAAUCCUGCUGUUUCCACAUCCCACAGGCUUAUUAGACCAUGAGGAUUAAAAUGCCAAGGCGUAUAAAGGACAGAACAAGCCUGCGGUAAUGGAGGAAAAUACGUAAGCAGAACGUUCCCCUCCUUGUCACAAAUCAAGUGAAAUAUUUGGUGAAUCUGAAAAAGGUGGGAUCAUUUAACAGUUCUUGAACUAUUUAGCUCCGUUUCUGAAAUAAUGAAUUUUGUUUUAAGAUGAACUUUAGAAAGUGUCUCCCCACCAACAAGACUUUCAGUCAAGAGGUGUACUAGUCACACCAAGCUGAAGAAAGACUUCUGUGUAAGCCCUAGCAGGCCUCAGGAAUCUCACUACCUCAGGCUAUGACUCUCUAGGCCCUGGCUACAGCUUACCUCCAGACUGUGUAGAUUUCUGACAGUGGAAAGGACCUCUAGAGUUUUGAUCCAAACCGCUAAUUGGUCCAAACCGCAUGAAACAGAGAAAAACAUCAGAAAAGGGGAGAGGGAGGGGGAGAGAGAGAGGAAGAGUGUGUGAGAGUUUGUGUGUGAUUGUGUGUGGGGGGGGAGGGGUGGUCUGAGAUAGUUGUUUCCUUUCACAACUCUCUUGGAGUUUGUUAAAUUUUAAUUUCACCAAAGGGGGAAAGAGAAUUGUUGAAACUGAUUCAAAACAAAAUCAAAACUAGCAUUAGAACCACUGAAAUUAUUACAGGAUCUUACACAUCAAUUACCAACUUUGGGACUGCUCUUUUUUCCCUCUGAUAUAAAGCUAAUCCUACAGGUGGCACGGGAAACUAGGGAGCUGGUUUUAAUUUAAAUAUUAGAAAAAUUGCUGACAAUGUAUCAUCCCCUCCUACUAAGGCAGGAAAAUGAAGCUCAGCUCUAGAUUGUAAACUCACUGGGGCCAGGGAAUGUGUCUGUUUAUUGUUAUAUUGUAUUCAAGUGCUUAGUAUAGUGCUCUGCACACAGUAAGCACUCAAUAAAUAUGACUGAAUGAAUGAAUAUGUGUGAGACUAAUAGAAGGCCUAUGGCCUCAGACUGUUUCACAGUAAAUUUACCCACUAGAAGAGGGACUAGAAAAUCCUCUGAAAUGGAAAUUCUAUUCCUUCACCAUGCAGAGGGAGGAGAGAACCCUGGGAUCCUGCAUGUUUCUAUAGAUAUGGAAUAUACAGUAUGUUAGAGAUUACCUUGCUUGGCCCAUAUUUUUUAAAAGAUAUAAAUUUGGAGUAAGGUUAAUGUACCCUGGGACACAGAUUAUGGAGGUGGUGGGUAGGGAGAUGUCAUAGGCAUACAAUCAAUAUCUGUAAUAAAUGGCUGUUAGCUCAGAAAUCAGUUUCUCCUCCUGUGUAAUCUCUAUGCUAAGGAUCCUUGUUACCUUCUAGGAAAUUCAUAAAGUGACAUAAAUUGACAUUAUCAUCUCUACAGUGGCCAUUUCUUUUCAAAUACUCCUGUGUCUACUGUGGUAAAUUAUUGAUUUAUUGA
Molecule: messenger RNA, 4269 nt
Organism: Ornithorhynchus anatinus (platypus)
Lineage: Eukaryota; Metazoa; Chordata; Mammalia; Monotremata; Ornithorhynchidae
Gene: SLC2A12
Product: solute carrier family 2 member 12
Exons: 5
Coding region: 203-2131 (642 amino acids)
Biological process (GO): transmembrane transport
Cellular component (GO): membrane
Molecular function (GO): transmembrane transporter activity
Source: RefSeq, a predicted model, not a curated record